Molecule: messenger RNA, 986 nt
Organism: Plasmodium vivax (malaria parasite P. vivax)
Lineage: Eukaryota; Apicomplexa; Aconoidasida; Haemosporida; Plasmodiidae
Product: variable surface protein Vir7, putative
Exons: 2
Source: RefSeq, a predicted model, not a curated record
AUGAUUUGCAAAGAUGAAAUAUUCUAUAAUGAGGCAAAAAAAGAAUUAAGUAAAAAAAUGGAACUUAGGCAUGUUUCUGAUAAUAUUCUAAAAGCCUUAUGUUAUGUAUAUAGAAAGAGUUCUAAACAGUACUUUGAUGACACUAUUUGUAACUUUUUGUACUUUUGGUUAGGCGAUAUAUUAUUAGAAAAAUUAAUAAACAAACAUUUCUUUUCAGAAAUUAUUCUUAAUCUUUUCAAUACCUUAAUAUAUAAGAACGCCAAGAUUUGCACAGCUCCUCAUUAUUAUAUUCAUGAAGAUGAUUUUAAAAAUAUUAAAUUAUUUUUUGAUAUUUCUGAGGAUUACAAAAUAUAUAAAUCACAACUUUAUAAUAAUAUGUAUUGUAAUAAGAAUUAUAUGUCUUACUUGGACACACAUGUACAAAAUUAUAAAAAAUUUCACACUGAGUGCGAAGUAGAAUCAUAUGGUACUCAUGAAAAACGAUAUUGUAAAUAUUUUAAGGAAUAUUUUCCAAAAGAGGAGCACAAUACUUUAUCUAACUUGAAGUGUUAUUCAAAAGAAGAUGCGUCUCAAAGUGGUCAAUUAAAUGAACCUAUGGAAAGAGUACAGAAAGAACAACUAUCAGUAAUCCCUGUAGUGGAAUCACAGGAAUCGUUAUCACAUCCAGAUUCUGCAAGUAGAGUAUCAUCUAGAGAACAAUAUUAUAAACCAUCAGAAAUUCGUUUAAAUACGAGUGGUUAUGAAUUAGAUAAUAUUUUAGAUCCUUCAGAUGGUUCUUCCACUUCUAUAGCAUCUAAAAGUAUAACUGGUGCUGUCUCAGUUGCUGGAAUUUUGGUCCCUUCUUAUCUUAUGUACAAUUAUACGUAUGCUGGAACUUGGAUAAACAAAGUAUUAGGAAGGAAAACAAGAACAAAUUUUAAUCCGUACACAGAUCAGUAUUUAAUGGCAAAUUUUUCGGGACUUGAAAAUUUCAAUUCAGAGAGAAG